Drosophila navojoa is the source of this 611-nucleotide messenger RNA. RefSeq lists its product as uncharacterized. NCBI's taxonomy places the organism in Eukaryota, Metazoa, Arthropoda, Insecta, Diptera, Drosophilidae. The record is from RefSeq and is a predicted model, not a curated record.
AUUGAUGCUUUAAAAGAUACGUUAAAGAAGGACGAGGAAUUCGCAAAGUCGAAUGUGGAAAGUCUCAUAGAUCAAUCACAUGUUUACACUAUGUUCCGCUUUAGUGUGUGGAAUCUUUAUGAAAUUCUUCGACAUGUCGAUCGUAAUCCUAAAACAUUUCGUCCCACUUAUCCGAAUUCGUAUCUAAAAUUGCCUCUGCUAAAGUUCGAGAUGUUGGACGCCUCUGCCGUGCCACCCGAGUUAUUUGAAGUCGACGUCGAAAUUCUUAUGAAUACACUCAAGCGUAAGGUGUACAAACUGAUGAAGCACUAUUCAGACAAAAUGCUGCCAUCGCUACAGAAGAGUAAACAGGCGUAUCACGAACAGUUUUUGGCCACCUACGAACGACGGGAGCCCUACAAUGACGAGGAUCAACAAACAGGCAUGACAAUGGGUGGCGAUCUCCUGGAAGACACCAGGGUCAAUAUCAAUGUCCCGAACCGCAAGCAGAUAAAGGCGCAGAGUGCUAGGAUAGUGGAAAGCGCUAUCCGACGGGAAGAAUCAUAACGUUCCGAUCUCUUUUAAAUCAUUAAUAAACUUCACACGCUUUCCUUACCACUUUGAAAACCAGA